Setaria italica (foxtail millet) is the source of this 2862-nucleotide messenger RNA. RefSeq names its product ABC transporter A family member 8. The record is from RefSeq and is a predicted model, not a curated record. Lineage: Eukaryota; Viridiplantae; Streptophyta; Magnoliopsida; Poales; Poaceae. Gene Ontology annotation, biological process: transmembrane transport; lipid transport. The transcript has 18 exons. Gene Ontology annotation, cellular component: membrane; intracellular membrane-bounded organelle. Gene Ontology annotation, molecular function: lipid carrier activity; ATP binding; ATP hydrolysis activity. Bases 1 to 2862 code for a protein of 953 amino acids.
AUGACGGGGGCGGCGGACUUCCAUGCCCAGGCCGACGCGCUCUUCAGGAAGAACCUCGCCAUCCAGAAGCGCGCGUACAAGACGAACUGCUGCAUCCUCCUGUUCCCGCUGCUGGUGUGCGGGCUGCUCGGGGCGGCGCAGAACUUCAUCGACAAGUUCUUCAAGGACGACGGCGGGAAGGUCGACUGCGCGGGCUGCGACGGCGGUGUCCGCCCCGCCGGCGUGCGCCUCAGCGAGGCCGCCGUCGGGGGCUUGUCGUGCCCGAUGGAGUGCCCGCUGCCGAUAACCCCGCGCUGGCCCGUCGCGCUGCUGCUCCCCGGGGAGAAGGCGGAGGACGUCACCAAGGAGGACAGGGAGGCGCCGCCGGCCGACGCGAAAGAAGAAGAAGAGUCGCCCGAGGAGCUCCUCGAGUCCCUGACGAAACCGCCGCCGUGCAGGAGCCCGGAGUCGUGCGCCGCGCCGGCCAGGUUCCUCGUCACCGGCGGCAACAAAUCCUUCGCACAAAGUCUCACGGGCAACAUUUUCCCGCCACACGCGUCGCCGAACCUGACGGCUGACAUCUCCGGCUUGGCUGAUUUUGCUCUGGCAACAGAUGCAACGGGUCCUGGCUCUGGUGGCUACGAAUCUGCAUUUGGCAUGGGGGCGCUUUAUUUUCUUCAGAGCAAAUGCACUCCGAAUUCCACACUUUCUUUCCAAGUCCAGUACGGUCCUGAAAGUUCGACCAAAUAUGCAAGAUGCACUCAAGGAUUGUUUGAUUGGCGAGAGAGUUCGGCAGUCAUGAACAAAGAAUUGUAUAGAGGUUACAAAGAAGACAAAAUCAAAGAAAGGAUAGAGAAUAAUAAUGAUGUUGUUUCAGCAUAUGACCUCAAAAACUCAGACAUCAAGAACUUAAACUUGAUUGUCCAAUAUAAUCCUGAAAAAUCAAACAUGCUUCGGGUUCCACGGUUAAUGAAUCUGGCCUCAAACGCGUACCUUCAAUUGAGGGAUAAUAAUAAGAAGAUGCAAUUUGGGUUUGCCAAAGACAUGCCUAGAGAUGGUCACCCUAUGAAGCCUCCUGAUAUAUCUUUCCUAGUGGGAAAGCUGAUUUUUGUAUGGAUUGUAAUGCUUCUUUUUCCGGUCAUCCUGAGCAGUUUAGUCUAUGAGAAGCAGCAGAAGCUAAGGGCUAUGAUGAAGAUGCAUGGCUUAGGGGAUAUGGCAUACUGGAUUAUAUCCUAUUGCUAUUUUCUUCUUAUAUCGCUAAUUUAUAUGCUCUUAUUGGUUAUAUUUGGCUCCAUUGUUGGUGUAAAGUUAUUUGCGUCGAAUAGCUACGUGUUACAGUUCAUAGUCUAUUUCACCUACAUGAACUUGCAAAUAUCAUUUGCUUUUCUUAUGACAUCAUUCUUUACUACUGUUAGCACUGCUACUGUGUCAGGAUAUCUCUAUGUAAUUGGAUCUGGCUUUAUAGGAGAAUAUUUGUUCAAGCCUUUUGUUGAAGAUACAUCCGUCUCAAGAAGCUCGAUUGUGCUGAUGGAGUUCUUCCCACCAUUUUCUUUGUACCGCAUAAUCUAUGAACUCUCCCCACCUCCAGCCACGGGAUUUUAUUCAGACUUUUCUGGUGUACAAUUGGGAGACCUGAGUGAUCCGGAGAAUGGAAUUUUAGUCUUGCUAAUCAUAAUGGUACUCGAGUGGGCCACAUUCCUUUUCUUCACAUUGUAUUUGGACGAAUUUGGGUUCCUCCAAACUGGAAUUAGAAAGUUGGUAACAGCUUCUCGCCCCGAUGGGAGCUGUCAGGCUCUUCAGAAGCCGUCCACACAGCCUCAAGAAUUUGAAGCUUCAAUUGAAAUAGACAGGACUGAUAUUAUGAGCGAGAGAGAGAUAGUUGGUAGAUUCUUGCAACAACCAGAUAGUAGUUAUUCGGUCAUAAUUGACAACAUUAGGAAAGUGUACCCUCCAAAAGAUGGAAAUGCAGAGAAAGUCGCUGUCAAAGGUUUCUCACUUUCUAUCCAAAGAGGACAAUGCUUUGGACUUCUUGGUUCUAAUGGUGCUGGAAAAACCUCUCUCAUUAGCAUGCUGACUGGAUUUACUAAACCGACAUCUGGCACGGCUUAUGUUGAUGGACUGAACAUACGAACGGACAUGAAUGAGAUAUAUACAAGAAUAGGUGUUUGUCCACAAUUUGACUUGCUGUGGGAAACACUGACUGCCCGAGAGCAUUUGAUGUUCUAUGGCAGGCUUAAGAGAUUGAAUGGUGCCGCAUUAGUUGAGGCUGCAGAACAAUCUCUAAAAGUAUUAAGGAUAUUUGAGGGUGGUGUUGCUGAUACUCGUGUGUCACAAUACAGUGGUGGCAUGAAACGUCGUCUUAGCGUUGCUAUAUCUCUAAUCGGUGACCCUAAGGUGGUUUACCUGGACGAACCAAGUUCAGGAUUGGAUCCAGCAUCAAGGAAAGCCUUGUGGAAUGCUGUGAAGUUUGCCAAAAAGGACAGAGCCAUAAUUCUCACAACACAUUCGAUGGAAGAGGCUGAAGCUCUAUGCGACCGGAUAGGAAUAUCCGCAUAUGGGCGCCUCCGGUGCACCGGAACAUCCAAAGAGCUGAAAGCCAAGUAUGGAGGUACAUUUGUGUUCACGGUAACGGCUGCGGCCAGCGAGGAUGAGGCAGUGGAGCAGCUAAUCCGGUCCAUCUGCCCUACCGCGAAGAGGACGUACCACAUCGCGGGGACGCAGAAGUUUGAGAUGCCGAAGCAGGGGGUGAAGAUCUCUCAAGUCUUCCAGGCCAUGGAGCAGGCAAAGCGCUCGCUGAACAUCGUUGCCUGGGGCCUGGUUGAUACAACGCUGGAAGACGUCUUUAUCAAAGUUGCCAAGGAGAGUGAGAAAUGCCCUGAUUAG